AUGAGAUAUUACCUUUCCCAUGUGAUAGUCCUGUUAAUCACCAUAUCAGAACAUGAAUUUAUUCAGAUGUUCAUUAAACAAAUGAUGCAGCAGACAAACUAUCAAUGGGGAGAUACCAGAAGGACCACAAGAGAAAGGCAGAAUGCAACAUCCACCAACAAAGUGCAUCAGUGCCCUUACUGUCCCUACAGAGCAACAAAAAACCACACUCUUCAGAGGCAUCUCUUGAAACAUACUGGAGAGAAGCCUUUUUCAUGCCCUUAUUGUUCUUAUGGAACAACAAGAAAGGAAUUUUUGAAAGAACAUAUCAAUAGACAUACAGGAGAAAAGCCUUUUGCUUGUCCAUUUUGUUCUUAUAGUUCCUCACACAAGAACAUCCUAAGAAGGCAUAUGAUCAAACACACAGCAGAGAGAGCAUUCCAGUGUGCACAUUGCCACUAUCAAGCACCAGAUAAAGAAACUUUAACAAUGCACAUCCAGAGUCACAACAUUGGUGGACCUCUGUAGUGUAUUGGCAUUGUGUUGCCAAGUAUUUAAUGGAAAGCACCCCAUAUUGAAUAUUGGUGAUACUAUUCAGUGUCUUGGCUUUUGAUAAUGUUUAACAUGUUGCCAAAGGUUUUAUUGACAAGAUCCCAUAUAAAGUGCAAGAAUACAGUUUUAGUCAUUAAUUCAGGAGGCUAUAUAUUGAAUAAUUGGGCAAGGUUCUUUAACUUGUAGAAUAUCAGUGAUUGUGUAUAUAUUGAUAGGAAGCAAGAGUUGGCUGUGUAAGGCUCUAUGUGUUUCCAAGAAUGAAUAAAUAUUAGAGUUAUUUAGAUAGGGAAGAUUUUGGCUACUCAAGUGUGAUUUACCUGUAGAAAAAUCUAAGCUUAAUAAAGAAUAGUAUUUUUA
Penaeus monodon (black tiger shrimp) is the source of this 888-nucleotide messenger RNA. Its product is annotated as gastrula zinc finger protein XlCGF9.1-like. The record is from RefSeq and is a predicted model, not a curated record. The transcript has 3 exons. Gene Ontology annotation, cellular component: nucleus. Bases 1 to 507 code for a protein of 168 amino acids. Gene Ontology annotation, biological process: regulation of transcription by RNA polymerase II. NCBI's taxonomy places the organism in Eukaryota, Metazoa, Arthropoda, Malacostraca, Decapoda, Penaeidae. Gene Ontology annotation, molecular function: DNA-binding transcription factor activity, RNA polymerase II-specific; RNA polymerase II transcription regulatory region sequence-specific DNA binding.